Teleopsis dalmanni is the source of this 849-nucleotide messenger RNA. RefSeq names its product serine protease SP24D-like. The record is from RefSeq and is a predicted model, not a curated record. The transcript is spliced from 2 exons. Gene Ontology annotation, biological process: proteolysis. Gene Ontology annotation, molecular function: serine-type endopeptidase activity. Bases 12 to 773 code for a protein of 253 amino acids. NCBI's taxonomy places the organism in Eukaryota, Metazoa, Arthropoda, Insecta, Diptera, Diopsidae.
AUAAGAUUGAAAUGGCGAAACUUGCUUUGUGUACAUUGCUAAUUAUUAUUUUAAUAACAUUUAGUUAUGCUGCUCCUACCGGACGUGUUGUAGGAGGUGUAGACGCUACUACUGCGCAAUUCCCACAUCAGGUUUCUUUUAGAUACAACGGUUCCCAUAAUUGUGGUGGAUCGAUUAUAACAAGGAAUUAUAUUCUAACUGCAGCGCAUUGCGCGGGAACAACGAAUGCGAAUGGAACAUACUAUACUUACGAUCCGAGCCUUUUGACAAUUCGAGCGGGAAGCAACGAUCGUUUAAGUGGUGGCGUUUUAAUUCGAGUAGCUGCGGUUGUCGCCCAUGAAAGUUAUGGAAAUUUCUUAAAUGAUGUUGCUUUGCUUAAAUUGGCCGACCCUUUGAUUUAUUCUAAAAAUAUACAACCGAUAAACAUAGCAAGUAGUGAAACACCAGCUGGUCAGGAAGUUAUAAUAUCAGGUUGGGGACGUUUGAAACAAGGUGGAGAUUUGCCACAGAAGCUACAAUGGAACACUUUGACAGCUAUUUCCCGCAGUGAGUGUAAGGAAAAAAUUAAUUGGGAUAGUGACGCGUUGAUCUGCUUGGGUCAUGCCGCUAAUAAUGGUGCAUGUAAUGGCGACUCCGGCGGCCCAGCUAUGUAUAAUAACGAAGUAGUCGGCAUUGCUGGCUUUGUUUAUGGUGGUUGUGGUACAAAUAAUCCUGAUGGUUACGCCAAGGUCUACUAUCAUCGUGAUUGGAUAAAGAAACAUUCUGACUUAUAACUAAAUACUUGGAAAUAACACUGAGUUUAUUGAUUUUUUAUACAUAUGAUUAUUUAAAGGUCUACAUAAUGAAAGA